AACAAACAUAAAUUUUCAACUUAUGUUGUUGCCUCAGGACAUCAAUAUGGAGCUGGGGAAGGAGUCUUGCACUACUUUUUUAAGAUAGGUUGGCUUAGUGAGACUCCUGCAAUACCUGUUUUUGGAGAUGGAAAUAAUUUUAUUCCAACCAUUCAUGUUCUUGAUUUAGCAGCAGUGUUACAAAAUGUAGCAGACCACAGGCCAAGGUCUCACUACAUAGUUGCAGUAGAUGAAUCUAUGCAUACUCUGCAAGAAUUAGUAAAGUGUAUCAGUAAAAAUGUUGGACCAGGAAAAAUUGAGAAGGUUCCAAAAGAAAAUGCAUUCCUGAGCAAGGAGUUAACACAAAUGCAUUUGGAUAUGUUGCUUGUGAACCUGCGAAUGGAAUCUAUGUUUCUGAAAGAGACUUUCAAUAUUAAGUGGGUUGCUCAGGCAGGACUAGUGGAGAACAUUGAACAAGUCAUCAAGGAAUACAAGCAAAGUCGAGGAUUACUGCCUCUCAAAGUUUUCAUUCAUGGUCCUCCUGGGGUUGGCAAAUCUACUGUUGCUGAAGAGCUCUGCAAACACUACAAGCUACAUCACAUUAAGACAAACGAUGUGAUUUCUGAAACAAUAGCAAAUCUGGAGAAAGUUGUGGCUCCUAAAGAACCGGACUCUGACACUGUGGGAGAAGAGGAGGAGGAGGAGGGUAAAAAUGUAGAAGCAGCACAUGAGUUAUUAUCUGCAAUAAAAGAAAGCCUGGAGCAGAGUGCAGGCCGCCUAGAUGAUCAGUAUGUUGUGAAAUUUGUGAAGGAUAAGCUCAAAUCUAUGCCUUGUAGGAAUCAGGGAUAUGUUUUAGAUGGAUUCCCGGAGACUUAUGACCAGGCAAAAGAUCUUUUUAAUUUGGAAAACGAAGAUGAAGAAGAAGAAGAAAUUAAAGGCAAAAUACCUAAAUGUGAUAAAUUAAUCAUACCUGAAUUUGUUAUUUCUUUGACUGCAUCUGAUGAAUUCCUUAUAAACAGAAUAAUAAAUCUGCCAGAGAGAAUUGUUGCUGGAAGUCAUUAUACCCAGGAGCGGUUCCUGCAGUCUCUGAAUGUCUUCAGAGAGUUAAAUACAGAGGAUAAGACUGUUCUCAACUACUUUGAUGAACUUGAAAUACAUCCUCAGUUUAUUGAUGUAGCCAAAUUUGAAGAUCCUGAGAACAGAUUUAUUGUAAAAGAGAUCAUCAAAGAAAUUGGGGAACCUCGGAAUUAUGGUCUGACAGAUGAAGAAAAGGACAAUUUGGAACGCCAAGCAGCUGAGGAACGCCUUGUCAAAGAAGCUCAAGAUAAAGCUGAACAAGAGCAUAGAGAAGCUGAGGAAAGGGAUGAAAGGAUGGCAAAUUGGGAAGAGUGGAAUAAACAUCUGGAGGAAGUGAAAAGACAAGAAGAAGAGUUAUUGGAGGCCCAGUCCAUUCCACUACGAAACUAUUUAAUGAAGAAUGUCAUGCCAACACUUAUGCAAGGGAUAAAUGAAUGCUGUAGGAUCAGGCCAGAUGAUCCAGUCGAUUUUCUGGCAGAAUAUCUCUUCAAGAACAGUCCUGAUAUGGAAUGA
Balearica regulorum gibbericeps (East African grey crowned-crane) is the source of this 1569-nucleotide messenger RNA. The record is from RefSeq and is a predicted model, not a curated record. Lineage: Eukaryota; Metazoa; Chordata; Aves; Gruiformes; Gruidae.